GACUGACUAAAAUAGAGGAGUAUUGGAGAUUCAACGUCUUUUCUUUGCAAUUUUAUUCAUGGAGUCUUCUUCGUCUUCGUCUCCGUCUCGAAACUGGAGAUUCAAUGUCUUCCCGAGCUUCUGCGGCGAAGAUCUCCGCAGAAACUUCCUCAGCCACUUCCUCAAGGAGUUGCAAAGGAAAGGAAUCACUACUUUCAUCGAUCAUGAGAUCAAGAGGAGCAAAGCUAUCGGCCCUGAGCUCGUGGCAGCGAUCAGAGAAUCCAGGAUCGCCGUCAUCUUGCUCUCGAAGAACUACGCAUCUUCCACGUGGUGUUUGAACGAAUUACUUCAAAUCAUGAGCUGCAAGGAAGAGAUGGGCCAAACAGUGAUGCCGGUUUUCUACGAGGUUGAUCCAUCUCAUGUCAGAAAGCAGGCGGGAGAUUUCGGAAACAUCUUCGAAGAAACUUGUGUGGGGAAGUCAGAAGAAGUGAGGCAGAGAUGGUCACGUGCUCUGACGGACGUCUCGAAUCUUGCUGGAGUGGAUUCUCGCCUUUGGAACAAUGAAGCGGAUAUGAUUGAGAAACUUGCGUUGGAUAUCUCUAAUGCGUUAAACGUUACACCUUCAAAGGACUUUGAUGAUCUAGUUGGUAUAGAAGCUCAUAUCGAGAAUCUGAAGCCAUUGGUAUCUCUAGAGUCUAGUGAAGUGAGGAUGGUAGGUAUUUGGGGUCCUGCGGGAAUCGGGAAGACAACCAUUGCAAGAGCUCUAUACGCUCGACUCUCUCCUACCUUCCAGCAUAGUGCAUUCAUGGAGAACAUUAAGGAAAGGUAUAGGAGAAUCAACCUUGACCGUUACGGUUCGAAGUUGCAUCUGCAAGAAGAGUGUUUGUCUAAGCUUAUCAACCAUAAUGAUAUUAAGAUACCUCAUUUAGGUGUGGUAAGAGAAAGGUUGAAGGACAAGAGAGUUCUUGUUGUUCUUGAUGAUGUAGAUGAACUUGAGCAACUCAUUGCCUUGGCAAAAGAGCCUCGAUGGUUUGGUUCUGGAAGUAGGAUUGUAGUGACAACACAAGAUAGACAGCUUCUGAAAGCACAUGGUAUCGACCUUGUAUACAAGGUGGAGCUUCCGUCUCCAACAGAAGCUCUUGAGAUCUUCUGGCAAUCUGCUUUUGGGCAAAAGCAGCAUCCUCCUUGUGUUGGUAUCAGGGAGCUUGCGUUACAAGUUACUCGUCUUGCUGGCUAUCUUCCUUUGGGUUUAACCGUUUUGGGCUCGUACUUGAGAGGGUUUUCUAAAGAAGAGUGGGAAUAUGCAAUGCCUAGACUUACCACAAGUCUUGAUGGUAAGAUUGAGAAGACUUUGAGAUUCAGCUAUGAUGUCUUGCAUGGUAAAGAUAAAGCCAUGUUUCUUCACAUUGCUUGUUUGUUCAAUGGUAAGAACGUGGAUGAUAUUAAGGCGUUGCUUGAGAACAGUAACGUGGACGUUGACCACGGACUUAAAAUCUUAGCUGAUAAAUCCCUCGUAGAUACUCAUUGGGGACGCAUACAUAUGCACUCUCUGCUACAAAAAAUGGGUAGAGAGAUCGUCUGUCAACAGUCUGUUCACGAGCCUGGAAAACGUCAGUUCUUGGUUGAUGCUGAGGAGAUUAGGGAUGUACUUGCCUCCAACUCAGGUACUGGAACUGUCUUAGGCAUAUCAUUCGAUGUGUCGAAAAUCCACAGUGAGUUAUCAAUAAGUAAGGAAGCCUUUGGAGGAAUGCAUAAUCUUCAGUUCUUGGAGAUAUACAAGAAAAGGAAUGGUAGAUCUAGAUUAAAUCUGCCACAGGGUCUAAACUAUUUAACCCACAAACUUAGACUGCUACAUUGGGACUCGUUUCCUAUGAGAUCUUUGCCUUCCAAGUUCUCUCCAGAUUUCCUUGUGGAACUCAGAAUGACAUCUAGCAAGCUUGAGAAACUCUGGCAAGGAAUCAUACCACUAAGGAGUCUCAAAGUGAUGGAUGUGAGUUUCUCCACCAAGCUCAAAGAGAUUCCUCAUCUCUCAAACGCCACAAACCUUAGGAAAAUUUCAGCACGUGGCUGCAAAAGCCUGAGUGCAUUCCCACAUGUCCCUGACAGCAUCGAAGAGCUUGAACUAAGCUACACGGGAAUAAAAGAAGUUCCUCCACGGAUCGAGAAUCUCUGUAUGCUGCAGAGACUCAAUAUGAGUGAUUGCAAUAAAUUGACCAAUAUCUCUAUCAACAUUUCAAACCUCGAGAAUCUUGAAGAUGUGGAUUUCUCAGACAGUACGAAGGGUAUCCCGUUUACUGCAUUAGUUAGUUGGCUCUGUGGUCUCAGGAAAAGGCUGGCGUUAAGGGCUAAUAAUAUUGAAGAAAUGUUACCAAAAUGUCUACCGAGGAAGGCAUAUACUACUCCAGUUUCACUGGAUUUGAGCCGUAAUGAAGAUAUCAGAACCAUUCCAGACUGCAUCAAACAUAUCUCUCAACUUCAUAAGCUUGACAUUGGAGGGUGCAGGAAGCUCACAUCGCUUCCACAGCUUCCAGCAUCGCUUUCAGAGCUAAAUGCACAAGAGUGCGCGUCUCUUGAGAGAAUACAUGGUUCGUUUCACAAUCCAGACAUCUGUCUCAAUUUUGCAAACUGCUUGAAACUCAGCAGAGAAGCGAGAGAGCUCAUAUGUGCAUCACCUAGCAGAUACGCAAUCUUACCUGUUGAAGAAGCAAUGGUUCAAAAACCCUUUCCUCGAUUCUUGAGAUAUAACUAUAAGGCUUGCAUUAAGCUUGUGGCUCGCUCAGCUGUCUAUGACGAUGACUCUGGUGGUAUUGCUCGUAUAGCUUGUUGUAUCAGGCGCAAAUGCGAUGGCAGUGUUGUGAGAGAUGAAUCUAGACAGUCACAUAUACCUGUACUUGUGAAAGAUCAUCUCUUUACAUUUGGAGGUUCUUUGAUCCUAAACAAAGGCAAUGAACCUGAAGUAGAUGCAACAUUCAGCGAGCUUAUGUUCGAUUUCAAGGCCAACAUUAAAAUGGAGAUUAUAGGAUGUCAAUUUACACUUCUUGGGGGCAAAAGGGACUAUGCUACAUAUUCUAGAUGGAAUGAAGAAGUUUCAAGGCUGGAAGAUUAAAGAUAAAUAAAUAAAAAGAUAAAGCCAUGAAACAGAGGAACAAAGAUAGGAUCCUCAAUGAAGAAGAUUGUUCUGUUUUUUUUUGAAUUUAGUAAGUUUUUGUUACAUAUUUUUAUAAGAUCCAAACGUUUAUUUUAUCCAUUAGAACAGUUUUCGAAUAUUC
This is a messenger RNA of Raphanus sativus (radish), 3248 nucleotides long. RefSeq names its product putative disease resistance protein At4g11170. Bases 59 to 3085 code for a protein of 1008 amino acids. The transcript has 4 exons. Gene Ontology annotation, biological process: signal transduction; defense response. Gene Ontology annotation, molecular function: ATP hydrolysis activity; ADP binding. Lineage: Eukaryota; Viridiplantae; Streptophyta; Magnoliopsida; Brassicales; Brassicaceae. The record is from RefSeq and is a predicted model, not a curated record.